Molecule: messenger RNA, 1506 nt
Organism: Aspergillus homomorphus CBS 101889
Lineage: Eukaryota; Fungi; Ascomycota; Eurotiomycetes; Eurotiales; Aspergillaceae
Exons: 2
Coding region: 337-1260 (307 amino acids)
Source: RefSeq, a predicted model, not a curated record
AGUUGGUUAAACUUCUUAUCAAUCUCAAGCUUCUCUCCAAGUGGAACCACUUUGCACGGCAGAUGCGGAGACUAAACUUCUUGCAGCCAAGUGCCUCCAUCCGCACCGUCUUGGCAAUUUUCGGAGCGGGGCGGGAUCCCUCGGAGUCAACGGGAUCUGAAUUAUGUUGUACUCAGUAGUACCUGCCUGGUUGCGAUCAUGCUUCAGCUGUUUCCUGACCAUCUGUCUUCACCAGCAGCUAGCUUAUUAAGCCAUGGCCCACAGCAAUUGCUCUAUAUAUUCAGUCACGACGCCCACCGAAAACCUGAGAAACAGACACGCAGAACAUCGCCGAUCAUGCUUUCCUCUCUUGUACUCGCCCUCGUGGGCAUCUUUGCGCCCUAUGUUGCUGCGAAGACCAACACGCCGGGCCUGGAGCUAGUCUACUCCCUUGAGCGUGCUACCCAGGGCAUCAGUAUCUCCGCCGAUGGCCGCAAAUUCCUGACGCAGCGUUACUCCACGACCGCCGCGCCCCAGAUCGUGGAGCUUCUCGCCGACAACAGCACCACCCUCUAUCCGGACGCGGCGUGGAACGCAUAUAACUCCAGUGACCCCAGCUCUGACCCGACCACGAGCUUUGUCAGCGUCGAUGGAGCGCGCAUCGGCCCGGAUGGCCGCUACUGGGUUGUUGACGGCGGCUCGUCGGGCGUCAAUGGCUCAACCAAGCUGGUGAGUGUCAACCUGACCACCAACGCAGUUGACAAGCUGUACUACCUGGACAACGUCAAGGCGGAGGAGAGCGGUGUCGAUGACGUCCGCUUCAACGCCGCUGGCGAUGUGGCCUACCUCAGCGACACCGCGGGGGCGCUCAUCAUCCUGAACAUGACGACCGGCGACGGCGUGCGUGUGCUCUCCGACCACUCUUCUGCUCAGGCCUGGUUCCCCAUGAUGUACAACCACACCCUGGUGCCUGGGUACGGCGCCGCCGGCAGCACCCUCGCCGUCGGCCUCGACCAGAUCGAAGUAUCCCCCGACGGCGUCUGGCUGUAUUACCAGCCCUGCAACGGCGGUCUGUACAAGAUCGAGACCGCCUAUGUUGACGCUGCUCUCACCAACGCUACCCUCGCCGCCUCGCUUGGUGACUAUGUCCAGGCUGUUGCUCUGACCCCCAGCACUGGCGGCACCACCAUCGACGGCAACGGCAACAUCUUAUGUGGGUCACUCCUGACAAAAAGCUGUGGCUGCAUACUUCCCAGAUGCGUCCGGGUGGUGAUGGCCUAAUGGCUACCGGCCCCAACUACAUCUUCACCUAUCCUAUCGAGGCCGGUCCCUCCCCAAUUGACCACGCCUAAUGAGUGACCGUACUGGACCUGUAACAUACUAUUGGCAUAUCACCCGCGUGUAUGAUGGCAUUGUGAUCGUGUAUAUCUAAGAAACGUUAUCUCGGCACGAGGCAGUAACAGAACAUACAACUCCUCCUUGAAAAUAACCUACUCAGAGCUUGUCUAUGAGUAACCUUUGCGUGAU